GGACUGUUUAUUUCCCAUUCCUACAUUUCCCCCGUGUGUCUGCGAGAAUGGUUUAGCCUGGGUUUAAACCUUCAUGUUUGUGGAUUUUAAACCGAACAAUUUUACAGUGACUUGUAUUUUAGUCCUCAGCGUUUAAUUCUUCAUAUUUGGACUCAGUGAAUGAUCUAACUUUUGAAAGAACACAGACUCUUGUAGUCAUGUCAAAUCAAGGAGACAAGGUGGCUGAUGAUUUCCCCACUGACAUGCCCUGUCUGGAAAAACUGGACUCUCCUACAGGGAGCCCACCCACGGCCUCAUUAUCCAGUCUGAUGGAGCUGGGAAAUUGUGUUUCCAACUUGAGCCUCGCACACGAGAUAAUAGUGAACAGUGACCUCUGCUUCACCCCCAGGAUGCCUCGCACAGACAGUCUGGAGGGCAGAGUGACACAGAUCGUUCACAGAGCGUUCUGGGACAGUCUCCAGGAGCAGCUGAACAGUCACCCUCCCAACUACACUCAUGCUGUCAUUCUGCUGCAGGAGGUCAAGACUAUGCUUCAGUCCCUGCUUCUGCCUGGUCACGUCAGACUGAGAUCUCAGUUGGACGAGGUCCUUGACAUGGAUCUGAUAAACCAGGAGGUCAACCAUGGCAUUCUGGACCUUCCCAGACUGGCCGAGUACAUCACCAACACCAUGGGGUCUUUGUGUGCACCAGUGCGUGACGCGGAGGUCCGAGUGCUGAGAGAACUCAAGGAGCCUGUGGAACUCCUGAGGAACAUCUUCCGUGUCUUGGAGCUGAUGAAGACGGACAUGGUUAAUUUCACCAUCCAGAGUUUGAGGCCUCACCUGCUGCAGCAGGCCGUGAACUAUGAGAGGGUGAAAUUCCAGCAGAUUCUGGACAAGCAGCCGGAUUUUCUGGACAAAACCACUGCCUGGCUUGAGGCAGCAGUGGCAGAGGAGGCGUCUAUCAUCAGAGCUCAGUGCGAUUCUUCUGCUCCUGAAAGCCGAGGUCUCGUCAGCGCCACCGCCGCCCUCAACCGGGCGUAUAUGCGUCUGCUAAACUGCGACCCACAGGACGAGAAAUAUCCAGAGACUGCCCUGAUGGACCGAUCCCGCCUGGAUGCUCUGUGUCAGCGGCUCCGCAUGCUGGUGGUGGAGGCGUCCGUGUUGCUCCUGACUAAUGCUCAGUGCGGGGACGCCGUUUUCUCCCUGCAGGGGUUUGUAGGUAAACUCAGGCAGACCAUCGCUGCCGUGCUGGAGGGCAGUCACACCAGGGAGGCUGACCUGAAGGGGGCGCUGCUGGGGCUCGGGGAGACGGUGCUGCAGCAGGUGAAUGGAGCGCUGAGCAGCCGGGGAGAAGCAGAGCUGCCGCUGCAGAGGCAGGAUCUGCUGAGGGGACAAAUAUCUGACCUGUGGAAGCACAACAACACUGUCCGCACACUCAUAGGAGAAAGGGUAGAGGGCUUCCUCCGGGCGACGCUGCAGGGAGGCUCUGCUAAAGGGAGUGUACAGUUGGCCGGUCCUCUGAGGCUGGUGAGCACCGAGCUCACUGAGCUGGGGACGGCGUUUGGGCGAAUUGUCCACUUCAAUCGAUCCGUCUUCGGCCCCUUCUACGCACCAAUCCUCAGGAAACUCAUGUUCUCGCCUGGAGAGGCCAAGCCCGGCGAAGACUCACGCUAGGGUGAUGCCAACCUCAAGUGUCCUUUUACAUAAGCUGCCGUGUGGCAUCAAACAUGUAACUUUAAUGUAAAUACAGUGAGCGAGAAUGUAUAAAGCAAACCCAGUGGUGAGAUGUUACAACAACAACAACAAAAAAAAAAGCAGAUUAUUAGAUAUAGAUAUAUAUUAUUAUUAUUAUUACAGUUUGGUAAAACACAGGUACUUAAUUAUUACAGAACAUUUUAACAACCAAACAUUAGAUUGUGUGAAAGCAAAGACAGGAGUAACAGUGAAUAAGAAAAUGCCGCAGGAGUGGAAAAACUAGUCAAGAUAGAACUAUGAAUCUGAAAUUGUCUGUCUGGGUUUGUCAGGUUUAACUCACUCGUCCUCAGGAAUAGCAGAGUACCAAAGACUAAGUUUGUAAAUAAUACUGAAGAUGUUAUAUGUAGCUGCAUUCUAAUCUUCAUGCUGUAGAACUUAACCAACACAUUAUGCACUUUUUUGCUCUCUUUUACAUUUUUUUUGUUGUUUUUUUUCCCCCACAAACCAAAAAUAUACUCUUUUGUUUCCCCCACAAUAGUCAUCAUUAGUGAGGGUAAGUGAGCAUUUUGAUACGGUUGAAUAUCUGUGCUGUCGUCUGCUGUAAAUGCACAACCUAAAGUACUGGUUUCCAUUCAUUUCUAAUACAAUGUGAAAAAUCGUCAGGAGUCACAUAUAAACUGGACUUGCUUGAGUAAAGUUGAUGACAUUUUAUUUCACGUCUUAGCCAAGAGGCGCGUACAGUUCUUCAGAAUUUACUCCCAAUUGACUCAGUGUAUGUUGUAAAAUCCUCACAGAAAGCCUGUAACUUAUAAGAAGUGUCUGCUCUGUGUCACAUCACAAGAACGUAACAGUUACGCAGAGUCACCCUGAAUGUUUUCACAUUGUACUGAAACAGAGUCGGUCACCAGUGGAUUCUUUUAACUUGAGUCAAAACACACGUCGUUUGCAGAUCUAAUUUGUAUUCAUACUGAAAAAAGCCACCUGUGGUCUUUCACUUUCACAGAGCUAAGCAUUUAAAAACCUGCAGUUUUGAAAACAUCUUCCUCUCUAUGUUCCUUGUUUCAAAAAUAGAACGGAAGGAACAGAUCGAGCAAAGUUGGUGUGAAUUUCAGGGCAACUCGAUAUGACACAACAUGUGAUACAACAAAACCAUGAUAAAGCAACUCUGUGACAAUCCAUAUAUGGCUAAAUCAUAUCAUCAUCAUCAUCAGUCUAUAUAUCUGAAGGACACAAAAUGUCCCCAAAAAAAGAUAAACGUCACAUUCCCCUCACCACAGAGAGACAGCUGUGAGCAUAAUUGAAGGGAAAAUCUGUAUAAAUUGGAUUAAUUUUUAAUGCAAAUAUUGAUAUUCGACAUAAUAAUAUAUCAGGAGUCACAGUGAUUAUGUAUUGCUGUGUCAAUAUUUUGUCCAACCGCUAAUAUGAAAGUCUAGGUGACGUAAGACUUGUUUUCAUAUUUAGAUUUAGUUAUUUGGUUCGAGCUUUUGAGGAUACUGGAAACUUUGAUGCUUAGCUCUGUGACUUGAAUGCAACAUAAUACUGGUCCAAGCCUCACUGAUCACUAUUUAAAGGCGAAACAAGAAGAGUAUAAGCAGUAUAACACUUUUGUUACAGUUGUCAUUUGAAUAUUUCUCUUCUUUUUAUCACUCAACCAUAAAACAAAAUCAGUGUUGACAACA
Messenger RNA from Solea solea (common sole), 3355 nucleotides. Its product is annotated as T-complex protein 11-like protein 1. Lineage: Eukaryota; Metazoa; Chordata; Actinopteri; Pleuronectiformes; Soleidae. The transcript has 10 exons. Gene Ontology annotation, biological process: regulation of sperm capacitation. The record is from RefSeq and is a predicted model, not a curated record. Gene Ontology annotation, cellular component: sperm flagellum; acrosomal vesicle. Bases 198 to 1655 code for a protein of 485 amino acids.